This is a messenger RNA of Hipposideros armiger (great roundleaf bat), 704 nucleotides long. RefSeq names its product neuromedin B (gene NMB). NCBI's taxonomy places the organism in Eukaryota, Metazoa, Chordata, Mammalia, Chiroptera, Hipposideridae. Gene Ontology annotation, molecular function: neuropeptide hormone activity; neuromedin B receptor binding. The transcript is spliced from 3 exons. Gene Ontology annotation, biological process: positive regulation of hormone secretion; neuropeptide signaling pathway. Gene Ontology annotation, cellular component: neuron projection. Bases 83 to 541 code for a protein of 152 amino acids. The record is from RefSeq and is a predicted model, not a curated record.
CUAGGAGCGCGGGUUUAAAAGCUGGCUGGGCUGGCGCUGGAGACGCGUGCAGCAGUGGGAGAGGCGCGGUUCCGGCACAGCUAUGGCCCUGCGGGCGCGGGGCGCUCGUUGGAUCGGUGGCCUCUUGCUCUUCGCCAUGCUCACUGCCAGUGCCGCCCGGCUCAGCUGGGAUCUCCCGGACCCCCGCAGCCUGGCCAGCAAGAUCCGAGUGCACCCGCGGGGCAACCUGUGGGCCACCGGUCACUUCAUGGGCAAGAAGAGUCUGGAGCCCCCCAGCCCGUCGCUAUUGGGGAUAGCUCCCCACAUCUCCCUGAGGGACCAGAGAUCACAGCUGAGUCAUGAUCUGCUCAGGAACCUCCUGCUAAAGAAAGCUCUGGGCACGAGGCUCAUCGGCCCAGCACCUCACACCCAGGUCAAUUCCUCUGUGUGUUCCCCUUCAGUACAGGAGGCUGCUGGUGCAAAUGCUGCAGAAGUGAUGACAUUUAUGAGGAAGACACGACAACGUGGCUUAGAUUGUGCCCUCCCCCAAGGAAGGUGCUGAAUGGGACCCUGGUAGUGGCCCCAUCUGGAUGUAAAUCCUGGGCUCAAAUCUCUGUUACUCCAUUACUGUGAUUUCUGGUGGGGUUGCCAGGAAUAUCACCAAUGCAGACACAAGUUACGUUCCUGCUGUAUUUCUUGCUUCCCUGUUGAAGUUGUGAAUAAAA